AGGAAGUAAUGUGGCACACUGUCGAAGCGGUUUCUUGUAGGACUUGUUGCCACGUCGGAUAGUAGACCUGGUUUAUUCACUUUAGAUACACAAGGGUACACUUUUUCUGGAGUGCUUCAUCUUUAGUCGCAGUCAUGGUCUCUGUUAUCAACACAGUUGACACCUCGCACGAGGACAUGAUCCACGAUGCCCAGAUGGAUUAUUACGGAACUCGACUCGCCACGUGUUCCUCUGACCGAACUGUCAAGAUCUUUGAUGUCAGGAACGGAGGACAGAUUCUGGUGGCAGACCUAAGAGGACACGAGGGCCCCGUGUGGCAGGUGGCGUGGGCCCACCCGAUGUUUGGCAACAUCUUGGCCUCCUGCUCCUACGACCGAAAAGUCAUCAUCUGGAAGGAGGAAAAUGGAGCGUGGGACAAGAUGUACGAGUACACCGGACACGAGUCGUCAGUGAACUCUGUCUGCUGGGGUCCCUACGAGUUUGGCCUCAUCAUGGCCUGCGGGAGCUCAGACGGAGCCAUUUCCCUCCUCACGUUCACCGGAGACCAACAGUGGGAUGUCAAAAAGAUCAGCAACGCGCACACGAUCGGCUGCAACGCUGUGAGCUGGGCUCCGGCUGUGGUUCCGGGCAGUUUGAUCGAUCAGCCAUCAGGACAGAAGCCAAACUAUGUGAAACGCUUUGUUUCUGGGGGCUGCGACAACCUGGUAAAACUUUGGAAGGAGGAGGACGGCCAGUGGAAGGAGGACCAGAAGCUGGAGGCGCACAGUGAUUGGGUGAGAGACGUGGGCUGGGCUCCCUCCAUCGGUCUGCCCACCAGCACUAUCGCCAGCUGCUCCCAGGACGGGCGCGUCUUCAUCUGGACCUGCGACGACCCGGCCGGCAACACCUGGACAGCCAAACUGCUCCACAAGUUCAACGACGUGGUGUGGCACGUCAGCUGGUCCAUCACCGGCAACAUUCUGGCUGUUUCGGGCGGAGACAACAAGGUGACGCUGUGGAAGGAGUCGAUGGACGGGCAGUGGGCGUGUAUCAGUGAUGUCAGCAAAGGCCAGGGCGCCGUCUCCACCAUCACAGAUACGCAGCAGAACGAGCAGUGACCCACAAACGCACACAAUACUGCAGUCCCCGGCCCCACAAGGACAACCCAGGCCUUAAAAGGAUGAGAGAAACAUGCUGCACGUCAGGACUGAAAAAACAAACACAGAGGCAGAGCGAGCCCCCCCCCCCCCCCCCCCCCCUACCCCGCCAGGAUUAAGAAACCUUCGCAGAUCGAAAAGGUCAUGUUCAACCAGCCGCACUCCAUCAUCUUUUCCCUGAAUCUCCCACCCUGCUCGUGCUUCCCAUGGUGCUCUGCUCCGAAACAUUCCACCAGCCGGCUCCUAACAGCUCGUUUAAUCCCUGGUUCCCCCACAGGAGCCGGCGCCGAGCCGCACAUUCGAUUUCGCAUUUAUUACAGAUCCAGCUUCACCCCUCAAUUCUAAUAAAUGGAAGAAUGAUUUCUGUAGGAGUCGGUGUGCAGCAGCUUAAUUUGGAACCUGCCGUGAUCAGGUUGACUGGA
Menidia menidia (Atlantic silverside) is the source of this 1558-nucleotide messenger RNA. The record is from the annotation of a GenBank genome assembly. NCBI's taxonomy places the organism in Eukaryota, Metazoa, Chordata, Actinopteri, Atheriniformes, Atherinopsidae.